AUGGGACGGGAUAUACUUAAUCAGAUUACAGAGAUUUGCAAUGAAUUGAAGAGAAUGGCAACAAGGGCGAGGGAGAGAGAGAAUAUUGAGAGUUUGAGUGUGGAUAAGAGACAUGGGGGUGUAGAGGAAAAGGAGGUGAAAGAGUCAUUUGAGGUUUUGGGGGAGGUGAAUGGGAGGGAGAAAGAGAGGAAGCCCUUGCUUGAAGUGGGUAAAGAGAAAUCUCUAGGAAUGGGGGAAGGCAAUGUGAAGGAGAAGCAGAGGAGGAAGAACAAAGCUGAUGAGGCAGAGAGUGUUCCAAUUUCUCUGGAUUUGGAUAGUGUAAAGCGUAAAAGGGAUGAGACCCUGCUUCAUAUUCGAACAAAUCCUCCCUCUCCUCAUUGA
This is a messenger RNA of Juglans regia (Persian walnut), 381 nucleotides long. RefSeq lists its product as uncharacterized. The transcript is spliced from 2 exons. NCBI's taxonomy places the organism in Eukaryota, Viridiplantae, Streptophyta, Magnoliopsida, Fagales, Juglandaceae. Bases 1 to 381 code for a protein of 126 amino acids. The record is from RefSeq and is a predicted model, not a curated record.